Molecule: messenger RNA, 688 nt
Organism: Brassica oleracea var. oleracea
Lineage: Eukaryota; Viridiplantae; Streptophyta; Magnoliopsida; Brassicales; Brassicaceae
Product: auxin-responsive protein SAUR36-like
Exons: 1
Coding region: 67-564 (165 amino acids)
Biological process (GO): response to auxin
Source: RefSeq, a predicted model, not a curated record
UCAGCUGUAAACACAAAUACAGAGAGAGAGCAAACCCAUUUCUUGAAAUUCGAUUUCAGACAAAGCAUGAAGAGAGUCAGAGGUUUCAAGAUUGGACAUAGAUUCGUCAAGAUCUUUAGAUGGAUCCGAUCCAAAAGAACUCAAACAAUGAAACGUCAAUGUCCGACCCGAAUAACAAACCCGAUCGCCGGAAUCCGCUCACUAGCACGAUCUCUAAGCCGUAGAGCCAAGAGACUGUGUGGUGGCAAGAAGAAUUCGGGCCAGAGUCAGAUCCGACUGGGUAAGGAUCCGAGAACGUCUGCUUCGAUAAAGGUUGUUCCGAAGGGACAUUUGGUGGUUCACGUCGGCGAAUCAGACGGCGACACGCGGCGGGUUGUAGUUCCGGUGAUCUAUUUUAAUCACCCAUUGUUCGGAGAAUUGUUGGAGCAAGCGGAGCGGGUUCACGGGUUUGAUCAACCGGGUCGGAUCACGAUUCCAUGUCGUGUUUCUGAUUUUGAGAAAGUUCAGAUGAGGAUCGCUGCAUGGGAUCACUGUCGCAGGAAGAGUAAUUACAAGAUUCUGUAAUUUGACACAUUCUUGUCUUAAUUUAAAAAGAAAAUAGAGGCCUUUUGUAAAUAUAUUGGUUUUUUCCUUGUUUUAUACACACCGUAUGCCGUGUACAUAAGUGUAAAACGACAAAUAAAGUGAA